This is a messenger RNA of Rotaria sp. Silwood1, 267 nucleotides long. Lineage: Eukaryota; Metazoa; Rotifera; Eurotatoria; Philodinida; Philodinidae. The record is from the annotation of a GenBank genome assembly.
AUGCCAAAAUAUCGUCUUAUUGUUCGAAUAACAAAUAAAGAUAUUAUUUGUCAAAUUGCUUAUGCACGUAUUGAAGGCGACUAUAUUGUACCAUCAGCAUAUGCACAUGAAUUACCACGUUAUGGUGUUAAGCUGGGUUUAACAAAUUAUGCUGCUGCUUAUUGUACUGGUUUACUGUUAGUUCUAGGAACAUUACAAAAACAUAAACUCGAUAGUAUAUUGUGCCGAUAUUGAUGGCACGCUCCGAUGAUUUUCCUUCCUUCUCUA